AUGUCGUCAGAGGGUAACGAAGGUUCCCAACGGGAUGAGCGUGCUCUGAGACGUGCCAUCGCAAAGCGCAACGAACUGGUUGAACACAUGAAAACAUUGUACGACAUAGCUUUAACGUUACAAACAGAUAAAAGUGUUAUUCCUAUAUUUCUCGCUCGCAAUAAAGAUGUUGAAAAUUAUGUCAUGGAUCUCAAUUUGGAGACGGACAUUAUUUUAGAUCAAUUAAUUGUACUAAACAGAGAUAGUGAAUAUGCAAUACAACAUAUACCCAUAAAAAGGACGUUUAUGGAACAAUACUAUUUUAUAACUGCAAUUACAUCCACAUUAGGUUUGGAUGCCCGCUCUAACGCACACCAUGAAACGACAAGUUCCCAAUGUCAGUUACCAAAAAUACAGUUACCUAUAUUCGAUGGUGAACUAUUGCAAUGGCGAACUUUUCGUGACACAUUUGCGUCAUUAGUUCAUGACAAUCCUACUCUGUCGCAAAUCGAAAAGUUUCACUAUUUAAUAUCAUCUGUUACGGGGUCCGCAGCUUCUUGUGUCCGUGCCCUUCCGCUUACAGCGGACAAUUAUAUUAUUGUUUGGAAUAACUUACAUACUCGCUAUGAUAAUAAACGUGUAUUGAUUACUGCUCAUUUGGACUCAAUAUUUCGAUUUGCCCCAUUACAAAAAGAGUCAUUAUCAGGCCUACAAAACUUUUUAAGUACAUUUCAAGAAAAUAUAGCGUCGAUUAGGGCUCUUGACAUCAAUGAUUUUGAAGGCUUCUUAUUGUUUUAUGUGGCUUCGCGAGCAUUAGACUCAACAACCAAACGAUUGUUUGAGUCCGCGCAUCACAAUGUAACCACGCCUAGCAUUGACUUGCUGCUAACAUUUAUACAAACACGUUGCAAUAUUUUACAUAACUCUUCAUCGGUAAUUUGUCAUCAAUCCAAUAAACAACCACAAAAAUACGUCCGUAAUAAGACUUCAUUGAUGUCAUUAAACGAUAGGAAAUUAUGCAUUAAAUGUAAAAAUACACAUUUCCUACAUCAAUGUCCUGAUUUUAUUCAAUGUACUGUUCACCAGCGUUUUAAGUUUGCACAAGCGAAUCGAUUGUGUAUGAACUGUUUAAACCCACAACACAAGACUUCUGAGUGUAUUUCUACACAUACGUGUCGACAAUGUUCUGGCAAGCAUCACACUAUGUUACAUUUGGACAAAAUCAAUAAAAGAAAAGAGUUACCUCCUAACCCGUCUGCAGACUGUCCGUCCAGUUCAGUGAGUAUCCCUGAACCAGUUGUUACACCAAAUGAAGCACCAUUUAGUGGAACAACAUGUACAUCAAGUAAUGUUAUAUUGGGGACAAUCGUUAUACGCAUUCGUGAUUACAUGGGCCAUUGGACAAACGUCCGAACUCUGUUAGACACUGGCUCUCAAGUAUCAGUAAUAACAAAUGCCUGCGUGACGCGGUUAGGUUUAGAACGUCGUCAAUGUCAAACAGAGAUAACCGGACUAUCACAGACUAUUGUAACAGCUACCAAAGGAAGUACAUGGUGUACCUUUGUACCUGUUAAUAAAGAAAGUCCUCAUAUAUCAUGCGAACCGUUAAUUUUGUCACGCAUAACAGGUCCUAUGCCGACGAUGACACUAGAUUCUAAAAUUCGCCGAACGUAUAGUCAUAUCGAGUUUGCUGACCCACACUUUGAUACACCUGGACCAAUUGAGUUUCUAUUGGGAGCAGAUAUCUAUCCGAACAUUUUUGGUAAUUGUUCACGUAUGUUACAUACUCCAGGUUUGCCGUCCGCAUAUGAGACACUUUUCGGUUGGAUAAUAUUAGGUCAGUCAAAUGUCAACGUUUCUACGUCACCGGUAUCACUAUUACUCAUGGCUGAACCAUCUAUCGAAAAUAUGUUAUGUAAGUUUUGGGAACUUGAAGAACCCACAAAAUCCACGUUGCCAUUCACCGAUGACCAGAGAUGUGAAGACCAUUUCAAACAAACUACGAAAAGAGACUCUACGGGACGUUAUUCGGUUUCAUUUCCGUUUCGUAUCAACCCAUCUCACCUCGGAGACUCGCACGAAAUGGCACUUUCGAGAUUUUAUAAUUUAGAACGCAAGCUAUUAAAAGAUCGUGAACUUUAUGAUCAAUAUCGUGCGUUUAUGCAAGAAUAUAAAGACCUCGGUCAUAUGACCAUAGCUCGUCAACCCGGUAAAUACUACAUUCCACAUCACGCUGUGGUUAAACGCAUCGGUUCAGCAGUAAAACUUAGAGUCGUUUUUGAUGCGUCAGCCAAGUCGUCAACGGGAAAAUCACUUAACGACUUACUUCAUGUUGGCCCGAAAUUACAAACCGAUAUUUCCGAUUUACUACAUCGAUGUCGUACACUUAAAUAUAUGUUCACUGCGGACAUAUGUAAAAUGUACAGACAAAUUAAAAUAAAUACUGAUGAUUGUACAUAUCAACAUAUAUUAUGGCGUAAAAGUCCGGUUGAUCAACUUGAAGAAUACGAACUGCUCACGGUGACAUACGGGGUCUCCGUGUCACCUUAUCAAGCCAUUCGAGUCCUACAUCAGUUAGAGAUAGAUAGUGGUAGUAUAUAUCCUAAUAUAACUAAUAUUUUGUCUACACAAACGUAUGUGGAUGAUAUAAUCUCAGGUCACAAUACCACAUCGGGUUUACUUGUUCAGUACGAAGAGCUCAUAAACUUAUUACAACACGGUGGAUUUGAACUAAAAAAGUGGUCAUCCAAUUGUCCAGCGUUAUUACGUAAGAUUCCUGAGGACGAUAGAGCAAUCAACAUUUCAUUUGACCCUAAAGACGAUGGAUCUGUGAAAAUACUAGGACUUCAUUGGGAUCCGAUCCAUGACCUUUUUAGUUAUCACGUAUCGAAUAUUUUUGAUAACUGGACUAAGAGAACAGUCUUGUCAACUAUAGCACAGUUAUAUGACCCACUUGGUGCAUUAGCUCCGGUCAUAUUUUGGGCAAAAUGUUUUAUGCAGCGGUUGUGGCAAUCUGGCAUAAACUGGGACGAUCCGUUACCUCCCCUGUUAUUAAACGAUUGGAAACAGUUUUCUGGGGAACUUCAUUUAUUAUCAGGCAUUAAAAUACGUCGACAUAUUCACACAUAUACGCACCAGUCCGUGCAGUUGAUUGGUUUUUCCGAUGCGUCGGAAAAGGGUUACUCAUCAGUAGUCUAUAUUCGGUGUGUUGACAGUACGGGAAAUAUUUUAGUUUAUUUACUUACAGCUAAAUCCAAAGUGGCACCCCUCAAGCUAGGCAAACUGGAUAAUAAUCUUACUAUUCCCCGUCUUGAGUUGUGUGGCGCCUUGUUGUUGGCCCAAACAUUACAUCGUAUGUCAAUAACACUGAAGGAUAUUAUACCCGUUAUAGAAAUACACGCCUGGACGGAUUCGAAGGUCGUUUUGUCAUGGUUGACGUCACCGCAGUCGAAUUUUAAGAUUUUUGUAACAAAUCGAUUAUCUAAAAUUGCCGACUUAUUGCCAAAUUGUCAAUGGCGCCAUGUGUCAUCAGAUCUGAAUCCCGCUGACUGUGUAUCCCGAGGGAUAUUUCCAUCUCUAAUUCAAAAUAAUUUGCUGUACUGGAAUGGACCUCCGUUUCUAUUAUUACCUGAUCACUUAUGGCCAUCGUCAAAAAUAACGUUGAUUCCACCAUCACAGUUGCCGGAAUAUAAACCAAGCCAAUGUGUAUGUAAUAUUAUAGUACCUGACGCGCCAUUAGAGUGGAUAAACAACUUUUCGUCGUUCACCCGGUUGAUACGCGUCACAGCGUGGAUAAUACGAUUCUGUCAACGAACAAGACAAAAACGUAAGCUACUGGAACCUCUAUCACUGGAACCUUUGUCGCGUGAGGAGUUAGACAAUGCCAUAAUUCCACUCGUCAUAACAACGCAAAAAAAUAGUUUCUCAAAUUUAUUACAAACGCUGCAAGUCCCAGAUGCCAAAGUUUCACCUCGAUCGCUAGCUCAACUGUCACCGUUUGUUGACGUAUGUGGUAUACUUCGAGUUGGAGGUCGUAUACGUCAAUCGAACGCACCUGUAACUACACACCAUCCUAUUCUAUUGCCAAAAGAAUCUGCAUUAACGACAUUAAUUAUCCGUCAUUUCCAUUUGACGUAUUUCCACGCUGGCGCACAACUUACAGCAUCACUUCUUCGACGGCGGUAUUGGAUAUUAUCAUGUCGGUUAGCGAUCCGAAGUGUUAUCUUUAAGUGUGUCAUAUGUGCUAGACAUAGAGCCACAGCCCCUCAACCAUUGAUGGCUGAUCUGCCAGCGUAUCGCGUUCGUCCAGCUCGGCCGUUUUCACACGUGGGGAUUGAUUUUGCUGGACCAUUUCUUAUAAAGGAAGGACGUCGAAAAACCACCCGGUCCAUAAAAUGCUACUUAUGUAUAUUUGUGUGUAUGGUAGUAAAGGCUUCUCAUAUCGAAGUUGUCUCGGAUCUAUCAACAGAUGCAUUUCUAGCGUCACUACAUCGGUUCGUAUCUCGACGAGGCAUACCGUCCAAUAUUUAUACCGAUUGUGGAAGCAACUUUAAGGGUGCCGACCGACAGUUACAACUGUUAUUUUCGGAUCCAUCAUCUCAAUCAUCGUUUAUUGGCGCUAUUCCAUGUAAGUGGCAUUUCAACCCACCUGCCGCACCGCACUUUGGAGGACUCUGGGAAGCUGCUGUCAAGUCAACCAAAUACCAUCUACGACGAGUUAUCGGUACGCAAUUACUUACGUAUGAGGAAUUGUCUACGUUAUCGGCUCGCGUAGAGGGUAUCCUAAACUCACGACCGUUGACAGCAUUAUCGACGGAUCCCAAUGAUCUGUGUUCGUUAUCACCCGGAGAUUUUCUCAUUGGUCAGCCAUUGGUCGCUAUACCUGAGUCCGAUACGACUUCAACGCCAUUGAAUCGACUUAACCGUUGGGAGUUGAUACGUCACAUGUAUCAAUCGUUUUGGAAACGCUGGUCCAAUGAAUAUUUGACGUCUAUACAAAGUCGUAAUAAAUGGACGCAUCAGCAACGAAAUGUCAAGGUUGGAGAUCUCGUCCUUGUCCAAACGCCCAAUCAACCUCCCACACAUUGGAAGCUCGGACGUAUUGAAGAAGUGCAUCCCGGAAGUGAUGACAUAGUGCGCGUUGUAACUGUCCGUACGGCCGACAGUGUUGUAAAACGACCAGUGGUAAAAUUAGCUAAACUGCCAUUGGAUACUAACCCAUCCAUAUAA
Molecule: messenger RNA, 5208 nt
Organism: Metopolophium dirhodum (rose-grain aphid)
Lineage: Eukaryota; Metazoa; Arthropoda; Insecta; Hemiptera; Aphididae
Exons: 1
Coding region: 1-5208 (1735 amino acids)
Biological process (GO): DNA integration
Molecular function (GO): nucleic acid binding
Source: RefSeq, a predicted model, not a curated record